This is a messenger RNA of Miscanthus lutarioriparius, 951 nucleotides long. NCBI's taxonomy places the organism in Eukaryota, Viridiplantae, Streptophyta, Magnoliopsida, Poales, Poaceae. The record is from the annotation of a GenBank genome assembly.
AUGGUGACCAGCGGCGCGCUCCCUGUCGUGGACCUGGCGCCUUUCUUCACGGGGGACGCCAGCGGCAUGGCCCGCGCCACGGAAGCCAUGCGCGAGGCGUGCCGCACGCUCGGGUUCUUCCGUGCCGUCAACCAUGGGGUGCCUGCCGAGCUCAUGGCGAGCGCGCUGGAGGUGUCGGCCUCUUUCUUCGCGCUGCCGGACGAGGAGAAGGCCAAGGUCCGGCCGGCGGAGGGCUCCCAGGCGCCCCUCGCGGCUGGUUACGGGCUGCAUCCGGCGCAUCUGGUGGACAGGUACGAGUACGUGAGAGUAUGCCAUCCUCGGCACGAGCUCAACCUCUACUUCCCCGAUGAGCCAGCCGGUUUCAGAGAAGCAAUGGAGGAGUGCUACGCCAAGCUCACGGAGCUGGGGCUUCUCAUCCAGGACAUCCUGAACGACUGCAUGGGGCUGCCGCCAGGCUUCCUCAGGGACUUCAACAGCGACCGCGGCUUGGACGUCAUGGUGGCGCUGCGCUACUUCCCGUCGACGGAGCCGGAGGAGAAGAUCGGGCUCAGCGAGCACGAGGACGGGAGUUGCAUCAGCUUCGUCUUCCAGGACGGCGUCGGCGGCCUCGAGGUCCUCAAGGACGGGCAGUGGAUCCCGGCGGAGCCCGUGGAGGGCAGCAUCGUCGUCAACAUAGGCGAUGUCGUGAGGGUGCUGAGCAACAAUAGGCUGAGGAGCGCGACGCACAGGGUGGUGAGGAAGCCGGUGCACAGGCACUCUUUCGGCUUCUUCUGGUCCAUCCACGGCGACAAGUGGAUCGAGCCCCUGCCGGAGUUCACGGCCAAGGUCGGCGAUGCGCCGGAGUACAGGGGUUUCCAGUACAACGAGUAUAUGCAGCGGUUUAUGAAGAGCAGGACUGAUCCGCAGUGCAGGCCCGAGGACGCCUUCAGCGUCAGCCACUAUGCCAUCUAA